UGAGAUCCUCAUUUCCCCCCUCUGCCCCUCUGCUCGCUCCUCGCUCCCCGCUUCGUUUUCUCCUGGUCUUUUUCCCCCUCCCCCCCUCCCCUGUGUCUGGCAUCUGUCUCGGCCUGCUGGUCUUGUCUUUGCCUCUCUUUCUGCCUCUCUUUCUGCCUCUCUCUGCCUCGCUCUCCCUCUCGAUUGCCUGUGGCCGGCUUUGCCCUUUUCUCUUGCACCAGGUAAGACGAUGUCCGACCCGACUGGCGGGCCGCCCUCUUUCCUGGAAAAGGCGCGGACCUUGGUGAACAGCUUCGUCGACAACAUCCUCCUGCUGGAGCCAUACAACCCGGACCAUGUGCCGACCGAUGCCGAUCGAUACAAGCUUGUCACCUGGGAGUCCGUGCGCGCUGCCUACCGGCGGCUUCACCGGGAUGGGCACUUUCUCGAUUCGUCCUCCACGUUGUUUGGCAAGUUUGUCGACUGGGGCUACCUCGCCAUGACCACGCCGUAUGUGGUCCUGGCGGCGACCGUGUAUUUGGUGUACUUCCGCCGGGUGAGCUCGUUUUCGAACUUCCGGCGAGCCUCCUCGCACCUGGGCGGUGCCGGAGGAACAUCCAUCGGGGAUGUCCUGGCCCCGGGCACCGCGGCAUGGCGGAUGAUGCAUGCGGCGGCUCUGCGCGAUGCGCACGAAACCGCGCAGCUGGUCCGCGAUUACGGUCGAAAUGGGCACCUGGCGGAGUUUGUGCGCUCGGCGGCCCGGCGGCAUGGGCGCGAUCCGGCAUCCGUGCGUGGGGCCCCUGCCGCGGUGGCUCUCUCGCUGGAGCGCUCGGCGGCCGAAGAGAGCCGUCUGGCUGCGGAGGCCCAGCUGCCGGCCGCCUGGCGGCGGGUCAUUUCCUCACCCGAUCGCGUGGUCCCGCUGGCAGGGACCUUCGAGUCGGGCCUCGUGCAGCAUGCGGACACAUUGGCCUUUGUCAGCCUCGGGAGUCGAAUCUUGCCGCGGUACGCUCCCAGUGCCGCGGCCAGGGGGGAGACCGAGGCCGGCACCGAGGCCGGCACCGGGACCGGAUCCGGGGCAGCCUUCUCGCCCGGGCUGAACCUGGCGCUGGACCCGCGCCAGUGCACGGCCACCGACGCGGCCCGGAUCACGGACUUCCCGGUGGCCGACACUUCCAGCGAGCCCUGGCCGGUGCAGCCCACGAUCACCAACGACCCGCAUGAUCUCCCCUCGCGUGUGGGCCCCGGGGCCCAGUACCUCUGGGCCGAGAGCCCGGCGGCCGAGCUGCUGUUUGCCGAACGCCAUGCGGACAUCGCGGCCCUCGGGGUCAAGCCACCGGCGGUGAUGCUGGCUCUGGGCCUGCAGCAUGGUCGCAUCCCCGGGCUCAAGGUGCCGGCCGCUUCCACCGCGGACAAUGUCUUCCCCCUGCACAUCCCGGACGAGGCGGACUUCACCAUGACCACCUCGGAGCUGGUGUACCUGCGGUGGGGCCUGCGGGCGCCGUUCGUGCGCAAGGAGAAGUGAUCACGUGUCAAAUAUGAUAGAUUCUCGAAGA
Fonticula alba is the source of this 1532-nucleotide messenger RNA. RefSeq lists its product as hypothetical. The transcript has 2 exons. The coding region runs from base 230 to 1501 and encodes 423 amino acids. The record is from RefSeq and is a predicted model, not a curated record. NCBI's taxonomy places the organism in Eukaryota, Rotosphaerida, Fonticulaceae.